Molecule: messenger RNA, 3753 nt
Organism: Mesocestoides corti
Lineage: Eukaryota; Metazoa; Platyhelminthes; Cestoda; Cyclophyllidea; Mesocestoididae
Source: the annotation of a GenBank genome assembly
AUUAAUAAUUUAUAUAUACCAUAUGCCUGUGUCUCUCUAACUUGGUUUUCAUUUCAGGUCGCUAAUUACUGCAUUGGCGGACUGUUAGAUGUCGAGGAUGGGGUUUUUGGCCAGCGUAGAGUGUUCGAAGGAGACCUUCUUCGCCUUAAUUGGCAUCCCAAGCAGGCCAAAAAUAAAUCGGAUGGCGUAAAUUGCUUCCACGCCGGUGUUCCACUUUUCCAUCAUUCCCAGUGGAUAGCUGUGAUUAUUGAAGAUAGAAAUGCGGAACAAGCGUGUUCGCCGUUCGCUCUUGUGAAUUACACGGUUUUUGCAACUGAUGCUGCCGCGAUCUUGUUCUUGCACAAUUUUCAAUCUCCAUUUAAUUUGGCUGCUAAGGAGGACGAUAACUUCCGUUCCAAGGCUUUGUCCCUCCGCCACCGACUCGGUCAGCUCCUUCGUCGCGGCGCCAACAGCCCCGUUUUCAUAUCCCUGCCAAUCGACAUGUUCACGGACCUGCCCAACCAAUUGGCUGCGGCCUCCGAGUCGCCGUUGAUUGCCGUAACAGGCGCCAUCGAGUUCUUCGUCGAGUCGCCACCCGAUCGACACUCGGGCGCUGUCGCCUCCUCCUCCCCCUCCGCGCCUACCGACCUCAGCUCCAGCCUCCUGCUCCUCCUCAUUGUCUUCGUCCUCUUCCUCCUCCUCGCCAUCCUCUUCGUGCCUGCUCGUCUGGGCAUCUGCUUCUGGCAGCGGCUGUGCUUCGCCUCGGUCGCCUACUCCGCCAAGACCAAACGAUCGCGCAAGCUGACGGCUGCGACGAAAAAGGCGUUGAAACAGCUGCCAGUGAAGCACCUCAACCAAGUGGAUCCAUUGCUCUCCGAGGGCUUUGACCAGUGCGCCAUCUGCAUUGAACUGUUCAAACCCAACGACCUCAUUCGCAGCCUACCGUGCAGCAGGGCGGGCCAUUUGGGGCGGUGGGGGUGGCAGGGCAUGGGGGCAGGUGGUCACGGAUUCACCCCAGUGGGGAGGUCUGAGUAUGUGCGUCUUCGUCAUCGACGCCUCACAGAUUCCGCCACCACAGUUACCACUACCAUUUGUCCGGCCAACCUCCGUCUCAUGGUUUUGUGUCGAUUUCCAAAAGCUCUUCACACAGUCGGUUUUAAAUUCAACUGCCGACGUCUGCGUCUCCCAUUCGGUGAAUACUUUUCUCCACAGAAGACACGAGUUUCUCGAGCCGAGUCUGUGUCGAAAAUGCAAAUUGUUGCCAACCCACCGGUCCAGUUCUGGGGUAAUAAAAUUAACGAACACCGACACAUGUAUCACCGAGCGUGCAUUGACCCUUGGCUGCUGAAACACAGAAGUUGCCCCUUGUGCAAGCAGAACAUCCUCAUAUCUUGCGGCAUGUCAGUAGCUGAGGAGGACAUGGAUUCUUGUUCGGCGACAACAAGCGAACUCAACUCCGCGUUCUCUUUCUCUUCGGCCUCAAAUUCGCGUCGUCCUUCGAGCGUUUUCUCCUCCGCUUCCAGGUCCAUGGAGGCUUUAUUUUGCUUCAGUCUCGGGAACUCAUUCGGCCAUCGUCGACGUAGGACAGACCGACGUCAGCGACACCUAAGCUCCUCCUUCGAAGAGACUGAGCCUUCUCUGGGUCGUCGGGUUCUUGGUUCGGCAUCGGAGAACUCCUCGUCGUCGAUUUCUGCCACUGGUGCUGGUCCUAAUCCCUCUGAGGUUGUCGGCAGAACGCUGUUUGCUACCGCGCCAGGAGCUGCACUUUCGCCCCCAUUGGCAGAAAAGGUCGAUGACGAGGAGACGCGUCGCCAAAGCAACCUGCUGUGUUGCUGUAUUCCUGUAGAGAAGCGUGGAGAUGGAGGAGGAGGUAGUGGUGGUGGUGGCGGCGGCGGCGGCCAAAACAUCGGUGCCACUCCUUUCUUGUUUCCCGCGACGCCGCAUCAGUCUGCCAUGGUGUUCUACCAGCUGCCUCAAGCGAUGGCGUUCUCGCCCAUGUCGGUGGUGUCGAAAGCCUCACUUCCGUCUUACGAACAAUCGGGUCAAAUACGCUUUAACGAUCUCACCGUUGUUUUUCCGAACGCAGUAGCACAAGUACGAAGUGAUCAUUCUGCAGAGCACACAUUUCACCUACCCGCCUCAAAAUCCUCUAGUCCGUUUUCUCCUGAUAAAUUUGAAGUCUCUACUCCCAAUGUCGCCUCACAUGGUGUCAGUUCCAGUAUAAGGGCCGAUCCUGAUAGGAGACAGGCGAAGGAUAUUUACCGCAGUGCUCUCCACUAUGUAGACCGCUUAUUUGUGAUACACUACUUGGAGGCCGUUAGCCUUGUCCACAAUAUCCGUAUUUUCUCCAUGAACAGUUUUUCUCUCAUGGUUUGGGGUGUCUUACGUCAGCCGUCUAAGGGCUCAGCAUCUGUUUUACCGAAUAAUGGGCAGUUUCUCCCUAGUCAACAGUUUUUUUUUACGUGGGCGCUGCGCCAUAGUGGGCGUAAGUGGGAGAAGCCCUCGUCUCCUUCAGCCCCCCUCGCCUGCCUGAGGCUGGUGGCAGGUGCGGUUGCCCCUAGCACACUCCUGACACUGGCGGCACCCCACCAAGUGCCUCAUCAGCCAAUCGUCAACUGGAACCAGCGGGUUGUGGUCGGCUCAGGCGAGGCCCUCCCCUACCCCCCUCCGGACUUCCACCGACACCCAACCGGCCAGCCCCAGCAGCUGCGCUCUGGCGCCAAAACCGACGUCGUCUACGCGGUUCUUUCGGCGUCCGGUGCGAGGAUGUGCGUCGACGGCACCACCCCAGCCCCGCAUCUUCAUUGUGAUGCCAGUUCUAAAACGCCAAUGUUUGUCAAAACGAAUGCUCCCCGCAGUUCGGACGCCUUCGGUGGCUACAGACAGGGCUUCUACUCCUCACCUCCGCCCAUGGAUGACUCCAGACCACCUCCACCAGCCUAUCCGUUGGCGACAGCUUCGGUUGAAGCGAAACUUGACUCGGUACGUUCUCUUGACGCCAUGCACCCACUACUUCGAGCUGCUCGUUUCAUCGCGUCGGGGUUGUCGAGGUCUCGGCUCUUUCCACCGACUCCGCUGAAGUCGGAGUUCUCCAAACGCUACUACGACCACGUGAAAGGCCACCAUCACCACCACAGUAGUCAUCACCACCAUCACCACAACCACGGUGUGUCACUCAACUCCGCGAAAUUUUGCUCCUACUUCCCGGUUCGACCGCUCGACAAGCAACACCGUCGAAAAACUCGGCAUCAUCGACGACACCGACCCUACGACGUGGACCACGGCAGUGCUGGUGGUGUUGGUAGUGGUCAUGAACUAGGCUACGCGUCCCUAGGAAAGACCCUUAUCCUCGGACCCGAUGGGGCCAUCAUUCAGCAGGGGUUUGAGUCCAACUCCCUCUCCGAAUCCUCCUGCGAGGAGAACCAAAGGAGACUAGCGGAGUGCCUGUUUGAGGACGUCGAGGCGAGCGGACAUCAGCACAUCCGUGUGCGCAGUGUUCGAGUGACCGUUGAACCGCAAGUGGUGCAAUGCCACAUUGAACCCGGCAGCUCAGGCUCCGAAAAAGGAAAUCCUGGUCCAGGGGAGUUUGACGAGAAACCUCCCCUGGCUAGCCGUCGUCGUCGUCGUCGUCGUCGUCCCAACUCCUUGCCAAACACGCCUCUGAUCUCAUCCGACGACACCGCCUGCUCCAUGAAGCCGCGACCCAGCGCUUCUGCUCCGUCUGUCUUCGUCUCCCCCUGCUCCACCCCCUCCUCCUCUCCCCUGUCCCCCUAA